Molecule: messenger RNA, 2127 nt
Organism: Corapipo altera (White-ruffed manakin)
Lineage: Eukaryota; Metazoa; Chordata; Aves; Passeriformes; Pipridae
Gene: KCNJ5
Product: potassium voltage-gated channel subfamily J member 5
Exons: 4
Coding region: 395-1687 (430 amino acids)
Biological process (GO): regulation of monoatomic ion transmembrane transport; potassium ion import across plasma membrane
Cellular component (GO): plasma membrane
Molecular function (GO): G-protein activated inward rectifier potassium channel activity
Source: RefSeq, a predicted model, not a curated record
GUCACACGCAGCCUCCCCUCCCUCCCCUCUGCCCCAGCCCUUAAAAAGCUUUAUACCGCCAACAAUCCCUUGGAACGGGAGAGGCGGGAGCAGGGACAGGCAGGCAGAGGAGAGGCAAAAGUAUCUCCGCAGCAGCGGAGGGUUUGGAGCAGAGCAGGGAAAUCAGGGAUACCCGGGGACAGGGGCGUGGGCAUCCUCAUCCUCAGUGCCACGUAAAUGUUCUCUCCUGUCAGGGAAGGAGGCAGGAGGCAGCGCGGGGACCCGAGGACGAGCCCAGCUCGCCGGUGAUGGCAUGGACCGGCCGCUGCUCCAGCCGUGCUUCCCACGCCCCGCUCCCGCCCGGCUGCCCCCGAGGGCGCGACACUGAUGCGGAGCCGCUCGUAGCGACCCAGCCAUGGCUGGAGAUUCCAGGAUCUUCAUGAACCAGGACAUGGACAUCGGGGUGACCUCCAGGGAGCCCAAGAAGAUUCCCAAGCAGGCUCGGGACGAUGUCCCCAUCGCCACCGACCGGACGCGCCUCAUCUCGGCCGAGGGGAAGAAACCCCGGCAGCGGUACAUGGAGAAGAGCGGCAAGUGCAACGUCCACCACGGCAACGUGCAGGAGACCUACCGCUACCUCAGCGACCUCUUCACCACGCUCGUGGACCUCAAGUGGCGUUUCAACCUCCUGGUCUUCACCAUGGUCUACACCAUCACCUGGUUGUUCUUUGGGUUCAUAUGGUGGCUCAUCGCCUACAUCCGGGGAGACCUGGACCACCUGGAAGACGAGAACUGGAUCCCCUGCGUGGAAAACCUCAGCGGGUUUGUGUCCGCGUUUCUGUUCUCCAUCGAGACGGAGACGACGAUCGGUUACGGCUACAGGGUGAUCACGGAGAAGUGCCCCGAGGGCAUCGUGCUGCUCCUCAUCCAGGCCAUCCUGGGCUCCAUCGUCAACGCCUUCAUGGUGGGCUGCAUGUUUGUCAAGAUCAGCCAACCAAAGAAAAGGGCUGAAACCCUCAUGUUUUCCAACAAUGCCGUGAUCUCCAUGAGGGACGAGAAGCUCUGUCUCAUGUUCCGGGUUGGAGACCUCCGCAAUUCCCACAUUGUCGAGGCUUCCAUUAGAGCCAAACUGAUUAAGUCCAAACAGACCAAAGAAGGAGAGUUUAUUCCCCUGAACCAAACGGACAUCAACGUGGGAUUUGACACUGGAGACGACAGGUUGUUCCUGGUGUCACCUCUGAUCAUCUCACACGAAAUCAAUGAGAAAAGCCCCUUCUGGGAGAUGUCUCGUACCCAGCUGGAGAAGGAGGAGUUCGAAAUUGUGGUCAUCCUGGAAGGAAUGGUGGAAGCAACAGGGAUGACUUGCCAGGCUCGCAGCUCCUACAUGGACACCGAGGUGCUGUGGGGACACCGCUUCACCCCCGUGCUCACCCUGGAGAAGGACUUUUACGAGGUGGACUAUAACAGCUUCCACAGCACCUACGAGACCAACACCCCCGUGUGCUGUGCCAAGGAACUGGCCGAGUCCCGCCGGGAAGGGCAGCUCCUGGGCCACCUCUGCGGUGCCACCCUGCUCAGCGGGGGCAGGGAGGCAGAGACAGCCCGGGAGGAGGAGGAGGAGGAGGAGGAGGAGGAGGAGGAGGAGGAAGGCAGGGAGCCGGCAGGAUUGGAUGGAGCCAAUGGCACAACAGGAGAGAUGCCUGUAUAACACCCGACCCACCCACACCCACUGGGAGACUGGUGUGGAGAGCCGGGAACUGACCGGGAGCCAGAGACUGGGACUGGUGUCCUGAGCUCUGCUCCUGCCGCGCGAUCCUGGCGAGCCCAGCACAGCAGUGCCUCGGUUCCCUCCCUUUCCUCUGUACAGCGAGGCUUUGCUCUCCCCUGCAAAGCUCUCUGAUCCCUCUGGACGAGGCUCACUCCAUCUCACCGCCGGUAAAACUGAAAUUCCCACCACUGGUUGUUUCAAAAGGUGUUUGUUGGACAUUCAGAACUCUUCUCCUUCCCGGGGGGGGGGGGGGUUCAAAAAGUCCAGAAUGGCCCAUCUCAGUAUGAAGAAUGUGAUUUCAUACCUUCACUUAAUUUGUGAGUCAAUGUAUUGUAGACAUUGUUACAGCUAAAUUAAAAAAAAAAAAAAAGGAAAAAAAA